This is a messenger RNA of Stylophora pistillata, 687 nucleotides long. Its product is annotated as paired box protein Pax-6. Gene Ontology annotation, biological process: regulation of transcription by RNA polymerase II. Gene Ontology annotation, cellular component: nucleus. Lineage: Eukaryota; Metazoa; Cnidaria; Anthozoa; Scleractinia; Pocilloporidae. The record is from RefSeq and is a predicted model, not a curated record. Gene Ontology annotation, molecular function: RNA polymerase II transcription regulatory region sequence-specific DNA binding; DNA-binding transcription factor activity, RNA polymerase II-specific.
AUGAGUUCAAGGAAAGGAAUCAAAAGAUCAGCUCCAGAAAACGAAGGUGACAAAUUACGACAAAGACGCCGAAGAACAGCGUUUACUGACGAACAGCUAGACCGGCUGGAAGAAUCGUUUGCAAAUGAGAAAUUUCCAGGCAUAAAGAUACGUGAGGAUCUUGCAGGAGAACUUAACAUUGGGGAGGACAGAAUCCAGGUCUGGUUUCAGAACCGUCGAGCUAGAUGGCGUAAACACGAAAUCAAAAACAAACCCGCUCCAGCUGCCUCUGCUCCAAAGAUGCACGUAGAUAACCAAGAUUUCAGUGCGCUCGCAGUUUUCCAAGCGUCACCUCCUAUUAUUCCACCCAAUCCGCUGACCCAAACGUCUUUCGAGCCGUGGAGCCCAUUUUAUCAUCCGUUUACUACACGCACACCCUGGUUCCCACCCAGCGGGUUUCUUGGCCUGGAAUAUUCUAACAUGCCCUACGCUUCCCCACAAGGUUCUAGCAAGACGUAUGUUUUUCGUUCACGUGAACAUAUUCCAGCACAUCGCCCGUCCAGUCCUAUUCCUUUACCUGACAGCAGCGCCAGCUCUAAGACUAAGCUCCAUUCCUCCUCUGACUCGGGAAGUGAAGGAGGCCGUCACUCUGUCGACGAUUACCUAGCUGCUGCUACUCUGGCAUCGUUUUUACAGCGAGAAAAUUGA